Paramuricea clavata is the source of this 6117-nucleotide messenger RNA. Lineage: Eukaryota; Metazoa; Cnidaria; Anthozoa; Malacalcyonacea; Plexauridae. The record is from the annotation of a GenBank genome assembly.
AUGAAGACUAAUGUGCAUUCGAUCGUCAUGGUCAUAGCUGUGCUAUGUGGACUCUCGUUUAUUGAAGGAUGUUUGGAAAUUGAUGCAUCUUUUAGCACACCAAGAGUGUCAAGUAGCGGGACACAAACAACUCAUUUAAGGUCGGUAAAAUAUAUUUGACGAGGAGUUUUAGAAAAACAGAAGCUAUAUAGGUUAAUAUAUAUCGGCAUGCUGCAUUAUUGAGAUAACAAUCCUAACCUUAAACAAUUAAAACCAAAAGCAUGCACAUGCAGGUGAAAAUUUUUAUGAUCAAAAACAUGUUUGUUGAUCAUAUUUCUCUCGCUACUCUGGUUUAAAUAAAUGACCACAAAGCCCAGUCGAAUUGUAAUCAAGACCCAACGUCUCGACACUCCAGUUACUAGACUCAGGAUCAGGACAGGAUUCUUUUUAACAGUUAGUGAUAUAGCCGGGCGAGAUGAUCACACUCUCGAUAUUUAUCCGUCCGUUCGUUUGUAUCGCCUUUAUUUAACAGCUGCAGCAAUAAUCUGCAGACUUUUGGUGCGACGCAGUUAUCAGUAUUUUACUGUCUAUAAACGAUAGACCUAGACGAUUUUUUUCAUCAAAAAGAGAUCCUACGGUUAUGGCCUUAUAUAGUUAGGUUACGGCCUUAAAUAGUUAUUAAGUUAAACACUAAGUCUUGCUCUGUAACUCUCCCAAGGCACUAUACAGGGUCUAUAAAAAAAAGCGCAAUCCUCGACUGAAAUGUAAAUUGCUAAACAAAUAAUAGACGAAAACGUUAAAGUUUACAUUCAUUUUAAAGCGUAGCCAUUCAGCUUUCUCACAGUGAGUUGUUUCUUAAAUUUGACUCAUUGGUUCGCGGGUAAUAAUACUUUACGUUAUUGCAAUUGGAGAUUAAAAAAAUUGAGAUGGAAUAACAAAUCGUUCUCAUGAAAAUAACUGAUUUUUUCAUAAAAACAAAAAAUGUUGCAUUUUAUUAAAUGGAUUGUAACAAUAAGUAUAAUUACGGCUUUUCUUCCACUAUUUGUAACUCAGUUUGAAACUUCAAAUGCGAUAUAAUUUUGGCUUGGACCAUCUAAGCUGACUGACAUCAACUUGCUAUAAUUUCUGUUUACAUUACAUCGCAAUUCGAUGACACUCUGGCUCAGACACCAGAAUGUUUUGACGAUUUUCAGUAGCAUUCGUUUAGGAUUUUCAAACAACCUGGUCUCUUUUAAAAUACUUUUAAUUUGUUCUUACGUGGUUUUCCAGAUGUAGUGGCGACAACAUUAAAGUUUAAAGAAGAAAAUUCUAACAUUUAAACCGACUAAACAAUAACAUAGUAAACUUGCAUAAUUAAACAGCAACUAAAAAUGAUAGGUUUUACUAAAUCUUUUCCUGUGCAAUUAUUACUAGCAUUGGAGACAAGGAUAAUAGUUUGUUUGAAAGAGAAAAGAACAGGCUUUGAAGUAAGCCUAAAAGCGUUUAACUAGAUAUAGUAUUUCGAAAGUUAUUAAGCACAAAAGAUGAAUUGCGUUUAUUUUGAUACACCCUGUAUAGUAACAUUAGAUUGCUCAAUUGUUUGUGUUCAUUCGUAUGCUUACUUUCAAUUCUAGUUUUUAAAUUAAACUAAUAUCUAUAUUUCGCUGCGGUUUCUUUGACAAAUAAUUUCUUUGACAUCUUUGUCAAUAUUUGUCUUCUUCGACAAUAAAACCAGAAUAUAGCCGCAGGCGAAAAUUUUGUUUUUACCCAUCGAAUGAAACAGACAUUUUAUAGAAGUCGCCAGUCACAUUUUAUAGAAGUAACCAAAAAAAGAAAUUCUACAUCAACUUGUUGAAAAAUGUGGAACAAGCAGCAUCAUCAAUAUCAGAUAGCCUGCAUGAUGAAAGGUUGAUAAACUAUGCAGUGUAAUAUGAAGUAAAUCAGGAUAUUUCGUCUCCCAUCUCUGUAUUUCAGACCCACAAAUACAAGCCCACAAACGACUGAUAUAAUCCAUAAACCAACCAAAGUAAGCGAUCAAUUGCAACCAACUACACUAAACUCACAAUCAAGCAUAGUUAUUCCGCAGCCAGCCAACGCAAGCCCAUCACCAACCGACAUUAACACAUCACCAACAGACGCAAGUCUACCAUCAAUCGACUCAACACCAUCGCUAACCGACACAAGCCCAUCACCAACCGACACAAGCACAUCAACAAUGGACACGAGCGCAUCACCAAUGCAGAAAAGCUCAUUGCCAACGGAUACAAGCAGACGACCAACCAACGCAAGCCCAUCACCAACCGAGGCAAGCACACGACCAACCAAGGCAAGCCCAUCACCAACAGAGGCAAGCACACGACCAACCAACGCAAGCCCAUCACCAACCGAGGCAAGCACACGACCAACCAACGCAAGCCCAUCACCAACAGAGGCAAGCACACGACCAACCAACGCAAGCCCAUCACCAACCGAGGCAAGCACAGGACCAACCAACGCAAGUCAAUCAUCAACCGAAGUAAAUACGCGACCAACCAACGCAAGCCCAUCACCAACCGAGGCAAGCACACGACCAAUGGACUCAACCACAUCACAAACUGGCGCAAGCACACCAGCAACAAACGAAAGUCCACAACCAACAAAUGUAAGCCCACCAUCUACAAACACAAGCCCACGCCCAAGCCCACAGCCAACAAAUGCAAGCACACCAUCAACAACCAUAGGAUGUAAAUGCGCAGAACCGCCCCAAAAGAAACCAGUAAAAAAGGACGACUGCUUCAAAGGUACGUACUUUUUACAAUGGCAAUGUACUAUACGUAAUUUCUAUCUGCAGAAUUUGGACCUAAGACUCCACCUUAUAACUCAUCAUUCCAGGGCUAGCAUGUAGUGAUCUAUCUAAAUGUUAAAAUAGGAACUGAAAUGAAAAAAAAGGAAAUUUGCUUCAUUUCCACGAUUUUCCAAGUACCAAAAAAAUGCCGUUUACACACCGAGUUAUUUAUAGAUUUGUGAAUAUAUGUAAGUGAAACAUCUGUUAUUACUUUUAGAAGAUCUUUGGGAUGAAGCAAAGUUAAUUUUUACUUCAUUUCCUCUUUAGACAGAAAACUGGAUGCAGGGAGAAGAUUUUGUCAUGUUCUGCUAUUAGAUUUUGAGCUUAAUUAACUGUUAAUUUACACCAUAUUAUAUACGGAGAAGGGGUGAUGGAGAUGGGGGGUUCUGUAGACUAAGAGGUUACACAAGGAUAGUGAAAAGGUGGGAGAGAAAAAGUUUAAGACCAACUGCAUAACAACCAGUUUGGCAAAUCCACAAAAUAAAUUGAAUGCUUAAUACAUAGUAUGUUACCCAUUUCAGUAUGUACACAUUUCAGUGAAUCGCGGGCAGUUAACGUUCGACGCAGAAGGACAAGAAGGAGGAAGGUUCCACAGCCGAAAGCUUCAUGUUCCGACUGACAAGUCUGGUUUAACCAUAGGACGCGGAUACGACAUGAAAGAAAAAACUAAAAAACAAAUUGAAACAGACCUCAGAAAAGCAGGGAUAGAUAAAGCAAAAGCAAAACUGCUUUCUUGUGCUGCGGGACUUCGGGGCAAAGCUGCCAAAAAGUUUAUCAAGGUAAUCUUUCUUAUAUCGAGAAAAUAUUUCUUGUACCAAAGUAAUAUUUUUAUGUAGCUAGGAAAUAUCUUGGGGUAAGGCAAUAUAUUUUUUAGGCCGUAUCAAAAUAACACAUCUCACGUUAUGUUUUCGUUAGCUUACGAACUGCAUAUUUGUGGCUUUAGCACUGUACACAUUUCCCCAAUAUUUUUUCGAAUUUCAAUGAAUCUAAAACAACACUCUGAAAAACAUUUGCUAUUGUUUAAGCCUUUUACUGUUCAUAUUUUCCUUAAAAAAUCAGCCUUUCGCAUGCUAAAUUAAUGCUUUUACCUAAUUUGCAUAUUGCUGACAUAUGCAAAUUAGGCAAAGGCAUUAAUUAGCAUGCAAUUAUUUAGGAAAAAAUGUAAGUUUUGAUCAAGCUAAAGCAAAUUGUCUGAAACUUUGUACAGUAAUUAAACACCCAACAAACUUUCCAUCCAUUAACUCAAAAUAUGAUUAAAGCUUUUAAAUUCCGUGCGCAAGCCAUUUUUAAUUUGUUGGAAAAGACUAACACUCCUGUUUCACAAGGAGUGAAGAGUGCGGGAGAUUUUUUUCAUUAUUCUACAUUUUAAGUACCCAAACAAGCUACAUAUAUAAAAAAAACUCGAUGCUGAUAGCUGUUUUGCGAAAUUGGAAUUAGUGAGUGCUCUCUGAAGCAAAUAACUGUUUUGUGUUUCCACAUUAUCUACAGGACAACAAACUGGAAAACUUUGAAAUAACUCCAUGUCAACAAAAGAAACUUUUUGAAAUCACUUACGAAGCAAUGGAGAAGGAUGUACGUAGAAUCGUAAAUAAGAAAGAUGUUGUAGAACUUUACGGUAAAACCGAUUGGAACAAACUACUUCCUGCCAUUAAGGAAAUACUUAUUGACUUACGAUUUCGUGGAGAUUACACGCCAGAAACACGGAAGAUAAUACAACGGGCAGUCGCUGAAAAUGACUUGAAAACAUUCACCGCCCUUAUGGAAGACAGGAACAAUUGGAAGAACGUUCCGAAAGAUAGGUUUCAGAGACGUGUUAAUUUUCUACUAAACUUUAAAGUGAAUCGCGGGCAGUUAACGUUCGACGCAGAAGGACAAGAAGGAGGAAGGUUCCACAGCCGAAAGCUUCAUGUUCCGACUGACAAGUCUGGUUUAACCAUAGGACGGGGAUACGACAUGAAAGAUAAACCUAAAAAACAAAUUGAAAAAGAUCUGAGAGAAGCAGGGAUUUGCAAGGCAAAACUGCUUUCUUGUGCUGCGGGACUUCGGGGCAAAGCUGCUAAAAAGUUUAUCAAGGUAAUCUUUCUUAUAUCGAGAAAAUAUUUCUUGUACCAAAGUAAUAUUUUUAUGUAGCUAGGUAAUAUCUUGCGGUAAGGCAAUAUAUUUUUUAGGCCGUAUCAAAGUAACACAUCUCACGUUAUGUUUUCGUUAGCUUACGACCUACAUAUUUGUGGCUUUAGCACUGGACACAUUUCCCCAAUAUUUUUUCGAAUUUCAAUGAAUCUAAAACAACACUCUGAAAAACAUUUGCUAUUGUUUAAGCCUUUUAAUGUUCAUAUUUUCCUUAAAAAAUCAGUCUUUCGCAUGCUAAAUUAAUGCUUUUACCUAAUUUGCAUAUUGCUGACAUAUGCAAAUUAGGCAAAAGCAUUAAUUAGCAUGCAAUUAUUUAGGAAAAAAAUGUUAGUUUUUAUUAAGCUAAAGCAAAUUGUCUGAAACUUUGUACAGUAAUUAAACAUAAUUAAAAACAUAAACGUUCUCUGACUAAAAUUUUAUUUAAAAACGAGCUUUCGACUACCUAACUGUAGUCUUCGACGGGUAAAGCGGAAUUUUUUUAAAUAAAAUUUAAGUCAGAGAACGUUUAUGUUCUUAAUUAUGUCUAAACCUGGCUACGCUAUCUCCAUAUUUUCUAGUAAUUAAACACACAACAAACUUCCAUCCAUUAACUCAAAAUAUGAUUAAAGCUUUUAAAUUCCGUGAGCAAGCCAUUUUUAAUUUGUUGGAAAAGACUAACAGUCCUGUUUCACAAGGAGUGAAGAGUGCGGGAGAUUUUUUUCAUUAUUCUACAUUUUAAGUACCCAAAGAAGCUACAUAUAUAAAAAAACUGGACACAAAUAGCUGUUUUGCGAAAUUGGAAUUAGUGAGUGUUCUCUGAAGCAAAUAACUGUUUUGUGUUUCCACAUUAUCUACAGGACAACAAACUGGAAAACUUUGAAAUAACUCCAUGUCAACAAAAGAAACUUUUUGAAAUCACUUACGAAGCAAUGGAGAAGGAUGUACGUAGAAUCGUAAAUAAGAAAGAUGUUGUAGAACUUUACGGUAAAACCGAUUGGAACAAACUACUUCCUGCCAUUAAGGAAAUACUUAUUGACUUACGAUUUCGUGGAGAUUACACGCCAGAAACACGCAAGAUAAUACAACGGGCAGUCGCUAAAAAUGACUUGAAAACAUUCACCGCCCUUAUUGUAGACAGGAGCAAUUGGAAGAACGUUCCGAAAGAUAGGUAUCAGAGACGUGUUAAUUUUCUACUAAACUUUAAAGUGAAUCGCGCGGGCAGUUAA